AUGUCCAGUGGGGGAAGGUUUAAUUUUGACGAUGGAGGGUCGUACUGUGGAGGCUGGGAGGACGGAAAGGCUCAUGGCCACGGAAUCUGUACCGGCCCGAAGGGUCAAGGUGAAUAUUCGGGCUCCUGGAGUCACGGCUUUGAGGUGCUGGGGGUCUACACUUGGCCCAGCGGCAACACUUACCAGGGCACCUGGGCGCAGGGCAAGCGCCAUGGCAUUGGCAUGGAGAGCAAGGGGAAGUGGGUGUACAAAGGCGAGUGGACCCAUGGAUUUAAGGGACGGUACGGGGUCCGAGAAUGCACUGGAAACGGGGCCAAGUACGAAGGCACCUGGAGCAAUGGAUUACAGGAUGGCUACGGGACAGAGACCUACUCGGAUGGAGGGACAUACCAGGGCCAGUGGGUCGGAGGGAUGCGCCAGGGGUACGGCGUCCGGCAGAGCGUUCCCUACGGCAUGGCUGCGGUCAUCAGGUCACCCCUGAGGACGUCCAUCAACUCCCUGCGCAGCGAGCACACCAACGGCACGGCGCUGCACCCCGACUCCUCGCCGGCGGUGGCCGGCAGCCCCGCCGUGUCCCGGGGCGGCUUCGUCCUCAUGGCCCACAGCGACGCCGAGAUCCUCAAGAGCAAGAAGAAGGGCAUCUUCCGACGGUCGCUGCUGAGCGGGCUCAAGCUCCGUAAGUCCGAGUCCAAGAGCUCCUUGGCCAGCCAGCGGAGCAAGCAGAGCUCGUUCCGGAGCGAGGCCGGGAUGAGCACGGUCAGCUCCACCGCCAGCGACAUCAACUCCACCAUCAGCCUGGGCGAAGGCGAGGCCGAGCUCUCCGUCAUCGAGGACGACAUCGAUGCCACCACCACCGAGAUCUACGUCGGCGAGUGGAAGAACGACAAGCGGUCGGGCUUCGGGGUGAGCCAGCGCUCGGACGGGCUGAAGUACGAGGGCGAGUGGGCCAACAACAAGCGCCACGGCUACGGCUGCAUGACCUUCCCCGACGGCACCAAGGAGGAGGGCAAGUACAAGCAGAACGUCCUGGUCAGCGGCAAGAGGAAGAACCUCAUCCCGCUGCGGGCCAGCAAGAUCCGCGAGAAGGUGGAUCGGGCCGUGGAGGCGGCCGAGCGGGCGGCCACCAUCGCCAAGCAGAAAGCGGAGAUCGCGGCCUCCAGGACCUCCCACUCCCGGGCCAAGGCGGAGGCGGCCGUGACGGCGGCGCAGAAAGCCCAGGAGGAAGCGCGCAUCGCCAGGAUCACUGCCAAAGAGUUUUCGCCUUCCUUCCAGCACAGGGAAAACGGGCUCGAAUGCCAGAGGCCCAAGCGCCAGAACUCGAGCGACGACAUUGAGGUCCUCUCCACCGGCACGCCGCUGCAGCAAGAGAGCCCCGAGCUGUACAGGAAAGGGACGACGCCGUCCGACCUGACCCCCGAGGACAGCCCGCUGCAGAGCUUCCCCGCCAGUCCCUCGUCCACGCCGCCGCUGGGCUCCUGCAGGAACAAGAGCGCGCACUUCUCCCGGCAGGUCUCGGUGGACGAAGAGCGGGGUGGGGAGAUCCAGAUGCUGCUGGAGGGGCGCGGCGGGGACUACCUGCGCCCCAACAGCUGGAGCGAAGAGAAGGUCGGCGGGACGCGCGGCGUGCGAAGCGGGGCGCUGCGCAGCGGCCAGCUGGGGUCGGCCUCCGUCCCUGAAGACUACAGAGGCCGGAGCGGAGGACACAAACACUCGGCCUCCAACCACAAGCAAAGAGAGAGGUGGACAGAUUCCCCGGCCACGGUUUCUUGGACUUCCCACCACAGGUCCCACAACCACAGCUCAGGGAGCUCCAAGCUGCUUGAGCUAGACGAGGAGAAGAUGAGCAAUUACGAGAUGGAGAUGAAGCCCCUCAUGAGGAUGGAUUCUUAUAUGCAAGAGAUUCACACCCAAAAAAGACACUAUAGCAAAGGGGGACCCUGCAGGAGCAUGGCUGAUGACCACCGCGGGGAAGAGCGGGGCUUCGGGGUUCAGAGACUGAGGUCUAAGUCCCAGAACAAAGAGAAUUUCAGGCCAGCUUCCUCUGCCGAGCCCACGGUGCAGAAACUGGAAAACCUGAGAUUCGGGGACAAAGCUGAGCCUCGGCUACUAAGGUGGGACUUAACCUUCUCCCCGCCACAGAAAUCCUUACCUGUUGCACUAGAAUCUGAAGAGGACAAUGGGGAUGCGCUCAAAUCCAGUACGGGCUCAGCUCCCAUUCUGGUAGUCAUGGUGAUCUUACUAAAUAUCGGAGUCGCCAUUUUGUUUAUUAACUUUUUCAUCUAACUCAAGACUGUCUUGUUUGCAAAAAUAACAGUUACAUGUAUGAAUGGGGGAAAAAAAACAAACAAAACAAACAACAACAACAACAAAAAGGGAAAAAAAUCAUAACUCGAACUGUCCUACGACAAUUUCCAAGUCUUUUCA
Messenger RNA from Cygnus atratus (black swan), 2424 nucleotides. RefSeq names its product junctophilin 3 (gene JPH3). Bases 1 to 2283 code for a protein of 760 amino acids. The transcript is spliced from 5 exons. Gene Ontology annotation, biological process: regulation of synaptic plasticity. Lineage: Eukaryota; Metazoa; Chordata; Aves; Anseriformes; Anatidae. The record is from RefSeq and is a predicted model, not a curated record. Gene Ontology annotation, cellular component: plasma membrane; endoplasmic reticulum membrane; junctional membrane complex.